Hibiscus syriacus is the source of this 2067-nucleotide messenger RNA. RefSeq lists its product as uncharacterized. Gene Ontology annotation, cellular component: piccolo histone acetyltransferase complex. Gene Ontology annotation, biological process: regulation of transcription by RNA polymerase II. The transcript has 3 exons. The coding region runs from base 38 to 1621 and encodes 527 amino acids. The record is from RefSeq and is a predicted model, not a curated record. NCBI's taxonomy places the organism in Eukaryota, Viridiplantae, Streptophyta, Magnoliopsida, Malvales, Malvaceae.
GAUAUCAUCUGAUGUUUCUAGUGGUUCUCAAAGAAAUAUGGAGUUAGUAUCAUGUCAUGCAAAUUUGCUACUUACCCUUGGGGACAGAGGAUGGCGUGAAUGUGGAGCACAGGUUGCUCUUGAACUUUUUGAUCAUAAUGAAUGGAAAUUGGCUGUGAAAAUGUCAGGAUCAAUUAGGUGCUCUUACAAGGCACAUCAGUUCCUGCAGCCUGGAUCUACCAAUCGUUACACGCAUGCUAUGAUGUGGAAAGGAGGAAAGGAUUGGAUCUUAGAGUUCACUGACAGGAGCCAGUGGGCCCUUUUCAAGGAUAUGCAUGAAGAGUGCUACAACCGAAAUGUUCGUUCGGCUUCAGUUAAGAAUAUUCCUAUUCCUGGAGUUCGCAUGGUAGAGGAAUAUGAUGAUAAUACAGAAGUGGUAUUUCUUCGCAGUCCUUUCCGGUACUUGCGGCAGGUUGAAACUGAUGUUGAGAUGGCUUUGGAUCCAUCCCGUGUUUUCUAUGACAUGGAUACUGAUGAUGAACAGUGGAUUUCAAGAAUUCAUAUAUCUUCAGAGAGUGAUGGUAGCAGCACCUCGUUGGAAUUUUCGGAUGCAACUUUUGAGAAGAUUAUGGACAUGUUUGAGAAGGCUGCUUAUACUCAACAGUGUGAUCAAUUUAAUUCUGAUGAAAUACAGCAGCUCAUGGCUGGAGUUGGGUCCAUGGAAGUAAUCAGGGCAAUCUAUGAGCACUGGCAGGAAAAGCGGAAGAGAGUUGGAAUGCCUUUAAUUCGGCAUCUCAAGCCACCACUGCGGGAAAGGUACCAGCAACAAAUUAGAGAGUGGGAGCUAACUAUGUCGAAAGUGAAUCGUAUUCCGUCCAUUGGAUGCUCAGAUAAGGUUUCACCCAUGGAGAAGCCACCGAUGUUUGCUUUCUGUUUGAAACCCCGGGGCUUGGAAGUUCCAAAUAAAGGGUCAAAACAAAGAUCCCAGAGGAAAAUUCCAGUUUCUGGUCAAAUCAACCCUGCAUUGGGAGAUCAUGAGGGUUGUCAUUCCUUUGGGCGAAGAUCAAAUGGGUUCCUGUAUGGGGAUGAAAAGUUUCUAUAUCCUGUACAUAACUAUGAAUCUGUAGAAGAUUCCCCACUGUCUCAGGCAUCACCAAGGGUAUUUUCACAACUAGAUAGAGUUAUCAGGGGGUAUUUUCCCACGGGCUGUGAUGGGUUUAGUAAGAGUUACCACCAGAAACUACGAAGAAGCAGGCCAAAGAAAAUUUGCAUUUUCCCAUCAUCAAACGAUUGGUUAACGAUGCCUUCAUAUGGUCAGAGGCUAAUUGGCAAGAGAAAUAGAAUUCGUCGGCAGAACAUGGCCAUUUCAGAGUGUCCUAGCCUGCAGAAUUACCUCUCAGAUGGCUUACAAAGGCAUGGUCCUGAACAGUUGGAUAAUUCUGAUAUUGAUGAGUUCAGAUUGCUGGAUGCAGCCAGUGCAGCCUGGCGUGCACUUAAGGUGGCCAAGUUCAAGAGAGAAAGAGCUCAGAGAUUGCUUUUCAGAGCAGAUCUAGCAAUUCAGAGGGCUGCGAUUGCUCUCAUGACUGUACAGGCAAUCAAAGAAUCUUCCGACAACUUAGAUGGUGACAGUAGAAUGGUCUGACCAGCACCAUGCAGUUCUGGAAUUUUUAGGAGUACCAAAACUGACAAUUUUUUUUCCCCUGGAAUGAAUCGAGGGUUUUCCUAUCCCAGUGAUGUUGGCCUGGAGUUGUCAUUGACUGAGGCAAGUGUAAAAGUUCUAACAGGAGAGCUUGUGAGCCAGUCAGACUAGUUUUUCUUUUCUUUUUUCUUUUGCUUCUGCUACAUAUUGUAGCAGUUUUCCUUGUGCAAACUUCACUUCACAGCCCUUUCGCCCAGUAAGUUUCUUUUUAAUCACUGCAGCCGUUUCACUUGGUUGAAGUACCGUUGGUCCGCCCUGACGUUAAGGGGUGUAUGGAACUUUGGUAGAGCCAAUCUUUGUAUAGAUUUUUGAAACCCCCCCCCCCUUUCCUCUUACAUAUCACUAAAGCGGGUGGCCCAAAUAGAAAUACAGCACCUCGGAAUCAACAC